AUGAAUCCAAGUCAAAUGGAUAAAAGAAAGAAAGGUUCUGCAAAGGAGCUGAGGCUUAUGGUUGUCGGGAGCAGCGGACCCUCUCAGUUCCAACUAACCAAUGCUAUAAUGGGAAAGGAGGUCUUUUCAAUGGAUCUUACCAGUAUUUCUGCAAGUGUGAAGAACAAGGGAGAGCUGUCUGGGCGACCAGUGGGAGUGGUCAACGGACCAAACAUGUAUGACAAGGAUAUAACUCAUGUAAAAUGGAGGAUGGAGCUCAGGAGGUCUAAGUGCUUAUGUAUACCUGGUCCUCAUGCCUUCCUUAUUGCCUUUGACAUUGAGAAAAUCUCUCCAAAUGACAUGAAAACUCCCUGGCUGUUAAAAAAAUGCUUUGGAGCAAACUGUCUAAAACACUGCAUGGUCCUCUUUGCCUAUGAAGGAAAUCUGGAUGGAGCUUCUCUGGAAAACAGAGUGAAGAAGACAGAAUGGUACCUGAGAGAACUGAUUGAGAAGUAUGGUGGGCGCUUUCAUGUUUUCAAGAAGGACUGGAGAGAUCGAAGCCAAGACAAGGAGCUACUGCGGAAGAUCGAGUUAAUGGUGGCUUCGUUGGGAGGGGGACAUUUCUCCUGCAGAACUUUCCAAAUGGCAGAAGACAGUGUGAGGAAGGAGGAGAAGAGGCUCAGAAAACAGAGGGCAGUUGUGAUAGAGCGGACAUGGAAUGAGAUGGAGCAGCAGUACAUGUCAGAGGAGCUGUGUUUCCAAAAGGAUGUCUACAUUGCCAAUGUUCGCGCAGAGAUUCAGGCUAAGGCAGAACUUGAUAACGGAUGGCUCAGAACAUCCCUGGCCAGGGGACUGGGUAUUGGCUUAGUUGUGGGGGCAGUGAUUGGUGCAAUCUUUGGAUCUAUUGAGGGAGUGGGAGGAAUGGUUCUUUUUGGUUUUAUAGGUGGGGCAGUUGGUGGAUCUGCUGGGGGAACUGCUCAGGUGGCAAUCAAGCAUAUGGAAAAUAGAGUUACCCCGCCAGCCAGACUCAACUUCAAUUCCAUCUUCAUUAACCGCUUCUUUGCAGUUCCUCGUACAUGAGAUUACUUAAUUUUUCAGUAUAAAAAGAAAUGUUGCUUAUUUGUGUACAAGUGGAAACAACUCGAGUCAUCUCUCGCUCUUUAUUUUAUGUUUUUAUUGAGACUCCUUCCAGUGUAUUAAAGUCAUUUUAAAAUGAUCUUUUCAGCUGUUCCAAAUGUCCUUGAAAGGUUUGUCUUAUGACAUUGACUGAUGUUCGCUUACUUUUUCUUUAAUACUUGACAGUUUUCACAGG
Molecule: messenger RNA, 1291 nt
Organism: Girardinichthys multiradiatus
Lineage: Eukaryota; Metazoa; Chordata; Actinopteri; Cyprinodontiformes; Goodeidae
Product: GTPase IMAP family member 7-like
Exons: 2
Coding region: 1-1059 (352 amino acids)
Molecular function (GO): GTP binding
Source: RefSeq, a predicted model, not a curated record